Molecule: messenger RNA, 381 nt
Organism: Iphiclides podalirius (scarce swallowtail)
Lineage: Eukaryota; Metazoa; Arthropoda; Insecta; Lepidoptera; Papilionidae
Source: the annotation of a GenBank genome assembly
AUGGAGAAGUUCGUCCGAAUGAAGUACGGAGUUAGCACGACGUCGAAUGUUUCCGGAACUAUGACGUCACCAGCCGGCCGGCACAGUCCCGGAAACAAUGUAAAGCGCGCAAUAACAGCGCAGUGCCGCCCCGGGACAAGUUUUGAUUUCGCCCAUUACAGUGCAUCGUGGGCUUUAUUGCAGCCGGCAGCUGUGCUACACUCCCUCUCAUCUUUAUGCUCAUCUGUACCAUAUACUGCCGAGCUGAGCUAUUCCCGUGCGGAGUAUGCCCAUUCUUCUCCGGCGCUCGUGCGGGGCCGCUUCGGCGGUGUAUUUAUAGAGCAAUUAUCGCGGCCGCCGCAAAUGAAUCGCGCUGUGCCCCGCGACUCGCUUCUCGAGCAU